Messenger RNA from Tetrahymena thermophila SB210, 162 nucleotides. RefSeq lists its product as hypothetical. The transcript has a single exon. The record is from RefSeq and is a predicted model, not a curated record. Lineage: Eukaryota; Ciliophora; Oligohymenophorea; Hymenostomatida; Tetrahymenidae.
AUGGGCUUAUAUGAAACGCUAUUUAAUUCAUUAAAACUCAACAAUUAAAAAAAUAAUCAAUUAAUUAGUAUAAAAGCUGAUUUUGGAAACACUACACAGUAACUUCUCGUUGCAGGAAACGAAUUGAAAAAUGUCGAAAGGUAAAAUUUUGAAUCAUAUUGA